Messenger RNA from Salvelinus fontinalis (brook trout), 3485 nucleotides. Its product is annotated as zinc finger protein RFP-like. Bases 371 to 2008 code for a protein of 545 amino acids. Gene Ontology annotation, molecular function: protein binding; zinc ion binding. The transcript is spliced from 2 exons. The record is from RefSeq and is a predicted model, not a curated record. NCBI's taxonomy places the organism in Eukaryota, Metazoa, Chordata, Actinopteri, Salmoniformes, Salmonidae.
GUGUCUUUUCAACAUUCCUUUGGAUUUUCCUUCACUCUUUCCAAAUACCUGCAGCUUACCUGUCUAUGAGGUUAUUAAGUUGUGUUUUAAACAUACAAAGAUAUCUUUGAAAACAAAAGAAAACAAAACUCUAACCAAACUUGUGGUACAUUUGGGAAAAGCUCUAUGACUCAGGGCUGUAGCCAAUAGCAGUAUCGGAAGGGGAGGAGCAUAUUAAAGUCAUUCUGCUGAAGUGAAACUAAAGAAGGUAGCACAGAAAAGGUUUCUCAGACUCUUUAGACCUACUAGUCUCUCUGAACUAACUAUACAUUCUCCAGACCUCUUUCACAAACAGAAAGAACAGAGACAGCAAUCACAGACACACGCAGAUAUGGCGUUAUGCAACAGUCUCCUGUCUGAAGAGAACUUCCUGUGUUCUAUCUGUCUGGACGUGUUCACUGAGCCAGUGACCAUUUCAUGUGGACACAACUUCUGCAUGGCCUGCAUCAGAAAGUACUGGGACAGUGAUGACCUGUGCCAAUGUCCAAUCUGUAGAAAGAAAUUCGACAGGAGACCUGAGAUUUGCAUCAAUGCUUUCAUUUCUGAGAUGGCUGCUCAGUUCAGGAAGUCAGUUCAACUGAGAGCUAGCCGCAGCCCAGACCAAAACUUUGCCGAGCUUGGGAGAGUGGCCUGUGACGUGUGCACUGGGACGAACCUGAAGGCUCUGAAGUCAUGCCUGGUCUGUCUGACUUCUUACUGUGAGACUCACCUGCAGCCUCAUCAGAUAGCCCCAGCCCUGAAGAGACAUGAGCUGAUUGACCCAAUAAAGAGGCUGGAAGACAGGAUGUGUAAGGAGCAUGACAAACCUCUGGACCUGUCCUGUAGGACUGAUCAGAUGUGUGUUUGUGUCCAGUGCAAGAAAACAGACCACAAGACUCACUACACUGUCCCUCUAGAGGAAGAGUAUGGAGAAAAGAAGGCUCAGCUGGGGCAGACAGAGACAGAAGUGCAGCAGAUGAUCCAGGAGCGACUGCAGAAAGUUCAGGAAAUGAAACACUCAGUAGAGAUCAGCAAGAGAGAAGCAGAGAGAGAGAUAGCAGACAGCGUGCAGGUCUUCACUGCUCUGGUGCGCUCCAUUGAGAGAAGCCAGGUUGAGCUCAUUGAGGUAGUUGAGGAGAAGCAGAAAGCAACCGAGAGGCGGGCUGAAGGACUCAUUAUAGAUCUGGAGCAGGAAAUCACUGAUCUACGUAGGAGACGCAGUGAGCUGAAGCAGCUGUCACACACUGAGGACCACCUCCACCUCCUUCGGAGCUCCCCAUCUCUCUGUAGCCUUCCACCUAACAAGGACUGGUCUGAGAUCAGUGUUCACCGCAGUCUGAGUGUGGAGACAGUGAGGAGAGCUGUGUCUCAGCUGCAUGAGACAAUCAGGAGUGAAGUGAAGAAGUUGUGUGAUGCUGAGCUGAAGUGGAUGCAGCAGUGGUCAGUGGAUGUCACUCUUGACCCUGAUACAGCCCAUCCCUCUCUCAUCCUCUCUAAGGACAGGAAACAAGUCAGAUAUGGAAUUAGAGAAGAGAAUCUCCCUGACAACCCAAAGAGGUUUUCAAAGGGUGCCAGUGUCCUGGGAAAAGAUGGCUUCUCUGGGAGAUUAUACUAUGAGGUGCAAGUCAAAGAGAAGACUAAAUGGGAUUUAGGAGUGGCCAAAGAGUCCAUCAACAGGAAGAAUGACAUUUUCCUGGGUCCUGAGAAUGGCUACUGGACCAUAUGGCUGAGGAACGCAAAUGAAUAUGCAGCUAAUGAUGACCCAGCUGUUAACUUCCUCCUGAGAGAGAAGCCCCAGAAGGUGGGGGUGUUUGUGGAUUAUGAGGAGGGUCGGGUCUCCUUUUACGAUGUGGAGGCUAGGUGUCAUAUCUACUCUUUCACUGGCUACACCUUCACUGAGAGAAUCUAUCCAUACUUCUGCCCCUGUCUUAAUGAUGGUGGCAAAAACUCUGCCCCUCUGAUCAUCACUCCUGUCAAUCACACAGACUGAAGUUUUUGUAAUGUAUUUUAUUUAAAAACAUAAUUAUCACAACAAAAUACAUACACAGUACAUAUCAUUAAAUAAACGUUUCCUUUGUGUUUUUGACUUUUCACCCCAAAAAUAGUAAAAUAAGCUAAAUGUAAAUGGUAUGUAUUGUUCUACUGUCCUCCAUUUUGGUAAGAGUAAUUUCACCACUGUAUACAAUACUUUGACUGUUUGCUUACCAAUGUACUUUUUGCCCUGGUUUCUUGAAUAAUUACAUUACUCAAUUUCCUGGUUUCUCGUCAUCAUUAUUUCUGAUUGGUUCAUAUUGUUCAAGUAUAAUGACAUAAUUGAGAAUAAUUUUCUUCUAAUGACCAUUUUGUUCUUAAGGAAAGGGGUGUUCUGUCUUAGGAUGGCACAGUGCUGUGUACAUAAAUUACCAUUAGGGAUGAAUAAUAUAUCGGUGAACAUAUCGAAAUUGGACGAUAUUAGCUAAAAAUGCCAACAUCGGAUUCCGCCGAUGUCUAGUUUAACGCCGAUGAGCAAAACCGAUGUCAAAGCUGACAUGCAUGUCUAUAUAACGUAGGUACAUGAUGUAAUGAAACCACAUAAAAUGUUGUGCUACACGUGCAACACAGCAUCCCUAACCUAGCCCACAAUGUCUGCUGUGUGGAUCGAGCAGUCAACAAGUCGAGCAGUCAUUUGAAAGAAUAAGAAAAUUUAAACGAGACAACUCAAAAGGUGAAAUCCAUUAAAGCCAAGAUAAUGGAAUUUAUUGCCCUUGACAAUCAACCGUUCUCUGUCGUGGGUGAUGUUGGCCUUCACCGACUGGUCGAGCACCGGUACACACUACCAAGUGCGCUAUUUUUCAGAUGUUGCCCUACACAGUAAUGGUGUCACUGCUAUUAGCUUCACGACAUACAUAUUAUGGAAUGCCAUUUGGGUUUUUGCGUGUCAAAAAAGACACAGUAGCACUGUCAAAGCUGUACAAAAAAGUCUGCGAACAAGCAAACACCGGACACGAACGAUGUGUUUGCAAUACCGCGUUGGUAAUAAAGCAUAAUUUGAUUGGCCACAACUUCUGGGGUAGCUAGCUUUAGCUUGGUACCUAGCUAGCACCAAUACAACCAGCCUAAAAACAAUGAGCAGUAGAAACUGCAGUCAAUUUCAUUAUUCUUGGCAAUGAUUUAGGAAUCUUUGUGAGUGAGUAUUAGCUAGGUUGCCACUUGUUGUUCGCCUAUUGAAAUUGAACUUCAGUUCAGGAAAAUAAAUAGUUAGCUAGCUACUUAACCCUGUUGCCCAAAGCUAACGUUAUAAGCAGCCAGCUAGCUUCAUCAGGUUAGUGACGCUCGACCGGACUGACCGGACUUGGUUAUGUGUUGUGAAGCUAGCCACAAUAAGGAUUAGGCACAAUAGUAGAAUUUGCAGUUUGCCUUCAAAAUAAAAGUAUGUCAUUCACAGUGAUGCAAAUGAAUUCAAAUAGUUGAAUUAUGCCAUACUUUUA